AUGCACACAUUUGUUCCUGAUUUGAGCCUUUCUUCUCUUUCAUUGAAGAGUGGGAGUUCUUUUGUUGCUAGUUCUAAUUCUAGUGUUCCAUUUUCAAUAUAUCAAUCGGCCCGAAUUUUCUCUGACAUUGCUUCUUACAAGUUUGGUAUCAAUCAAGAAGGUCGGCAUUGGGUCCGGCUCUACUUUUAUCCUCUUCCAAAAUCAGGACAGAACUUGACAUCUGCUCCAAUAACAGUUGUCACUGAUGAUUUUGUGCUCUUGAACAACUUCGCUUUCAGCAACUAUAAUGGUUCUUUUUUGUUCAAGGAGUAUGCAAUCAAUGUGAUCUCUGAUAACUUGACUCUUACCUUCAUUCCUUCAAACAAUUCGGUUUCAUUUGUUAAUGCAAUGGAAGUUGUCUCCAUCCCAGAUGCAGUCCUGCCUGAUCAGGCAUUAGCUCUGAAUCCAUCUGCUCCUAUUAGUGGUCUUUCAGAAUUUGCCAUGGAAACUGUUUAUAGGUUAAACAUGGGUAGGCCACUGAUCACUGCUCAGAAUGAUACCCUUGGAAGAACAUGGGAGAAUGAUGUGAAAUAUCUCCAUGUAAACAGUUCUGCUCUGAAUGUUUCAGUCAAUCCUGCUUCUAUCAAAUAUACGACUUCCAUUACAACAGAAACAGCCCCAAAUUGGGUCUAUGCUACUGCUGAAGUUAUGGGAGAUGCAAAUGCACCCAGCAUGAACUUCAAUGCAACUUGGGUCUUCCCUGUUGAUCCAAACUUCAGGUAUUUUGUUCGGGCACGUUUUUGUGAUAUUGUGAGUCAGUCUCUCAAUGGUUUGGUUUUCAAUCUAUACAUAAAUGAUGAUAUUGCUGUUGCAAGUCUUGACCUCUCAACAUUGACCGGCGACCUAAAUGUGCCUUAUUAUAAGGACUUUAUCACCAAUUCUUCAGCAGAAUCCGAUACAUUGAAUGUUAGUAUUGGUCCAGAUUCAGUGGCAGACAUCACUAAUGCAACAAUGAAUGGAUUGGAGAUAAUGAAAAUCAGCAAUGAGGCUGGAAGCCUGGAUGGACUUUCUUCUGUUAAGAAUCUCCUUACGAAAUCAUCCUCGAAGAAGAACAAGAUUUGGAUAAUAAUUGGUUGUCUUGCUGGAGCUGUAGCUGCAGUGGCACUAAUUGGGUUCUGUUGUUGUUGCCUGGCAGCACGCAAGUCAAAAGCUACUCAUCAACGACAUCCAUGGUUGCCUUUGCACUUAUAUGGAAACUCUCAGACAAUGACCAAAAUGUCCACAACAUCACAGAAGAGUGGAACAGCAAGCUGCAUCUCAUUGGCUUCCUCCAAUCUCGGCCGGUUCUUUUCCUUCCAAGAAAUCCUUGAUGCUACCAACAAAUUUGAUGAGAGCCUAAUUCUUGGAGUUGGUGGUUUUGGAAGGGUCUACAAGGGAAUACUUGAGGAUGGGACUAAAGUUGCUGUAAAAAGAGGCAACCCGAGAUCUGAACAAGGUCUUGCUGAAUUCCGCGCUGAAAUUGAAAUGUUAUCAAAACUUCGCCACCACCACCUUGUCUCUCUUAUUGGGUACUGUGAUGAAAGAUCAGACAUGGCUCUUGUCUACGAGUAUAUGGCUAACGGACCCCUUAGAAGCCAUCUUUAUGGAACAAAUCUACCAUCUCUAUCAUGGAAGCAACGACUUGAAAUAUGCAUUGGGGCUGCUAGGGGACUUCAUUAUCUCCACACUGGUGCAGCCCAAAGCAUUAUUCACCGAGAUGUGAAGACCACAAACAUUCUCUUGGAUGAGAAUUUUGUAGCCAAAGUAGCAUAUUUCGGUCUUUCAAAAACUGGUCCAGCUUUAGGUCAGACACAUUUGAGUAUUGCAGUUAAGGGUAGCUUUGGUUACCUUGAUCCUGAAUAUUCCAGAAGGCAGCAACUCACAGAGAAGUCUGAUGUGUAUUCAUUUGGGGUGGUUCUGAUGGAAGUUCUCUGCACUAGGCCAGCUUUAAAUCCUGUUCUUCCAAGAGAACAAGUUAAUAUUGCAGAAUGGGCAAUGAACUGGCAGAAGAAAGGUAUGUUGGAUCAAAUCAUGGAUUCUAAUCUGGUGGGGAAAGUGAAUCCAGCUUCCCUUAAGAAAUAUGGAGAGACAGCUGAGAAGUGCCUGGCUGAGCACGGCGUUGACAGGCCAUCAAUGGGAGAUGUUUUAUGGAACCUUGAAUAUGCUCUUCGGCUGGAGGAGACCUCAUCAGCACUAAUGGAACCCGAUGAAAAUAGUACAAACCAUAUCCCAGCCAUUCAGUUGACACCGCUUGAGCCAUUUGACAACAGUGUAAGCAUGAUCGAUGGGGGAAAUUCUGGCACUGAUGAUGAUGCUGAAGAUGCUGCUACUAGUGCAGCAUUCUCACAACUAGUAAAUCCUCGUCGAAGAUUGAUGACAAAAGGUCCUGCCUUGUGACUUUAGCCUAUGGACAUCCUGCUGAAAAAUUCAGUUGUCCCUGUCCUGCGAAUACUUGGAAAUAUCUUAAGAGAUUGAAUGAAGUUUUUUCUCGUUACAUUAUUCUGUUCAUUUCCCUAAAUUUUUCAUUCAUAUUAUAUAUAGUUUUGUAAUAUAGUUGAGUGAUGGCUACCUAUCAAUCCAUCCGAAAAUCGCAUGUAACGAACCAUAAAUAUUCCAUUAUUGUUGAUAUAAUUCAUCUGGUUUCCAGAUGCCAAUGUUAUUAUCACACAAUU
Durio zibethinus is the source of this 2690-nucleotide messenger RNA. Lineage: Eukaryota; Viridiplantae; Streptophyta; Magnoliopsida; Malvales; Malvaceae. The record is from RefSeq and is a predicted model, not a curated record.